UGCGCUGUGCUCUGUCCUGCAGAGGCUGGCGGUGUGCCUUGAAGAGUCCAUUUAUAUCCACAACAUCAAAGACAUGAAGCUGCUCAAGACUCUGCUCAACACUCCGUCCAACCCCUCAGGUCUCUGUGCUCUCUCUAUCAACCACUCCAACUCCUACCUGGCGUACCCCGGCAGCGCCACCACCGGGGAGAUCAUAGUGUAUGAUUCCAACAACUUGAACACAGUGACCAUGAUCCCGGCUCACGACAGUCCUCUGGCAGCUCUCAGCUUUAACGCCUCGGCCACCAAACUAGCCAGCGCCUCAGAGAAGGGAACCGUCAUCAGAGUGUUCUCCAUUCCUGAGGGCCUGCGUCUGUUCGUGUUCCGCCGGGGUAUGAAGAGGUACGUCAAUAUAAGCUCCUUAUCCUUCAGUCCUGACGGUCAGUUCCUCUGUGCAUCCAGCAACACAGAGACGGUGCAUAUCUUCAAAAUGGAUCAACUGGGACCAAGUGGAGGGGACGAGGCGGCCACCUGGACAGCCUACGUGGGGAAGAUGUUCUCAGCAGCCAGCAGCUACCUCCCGGCUCAGGUCUCGGGCAUGAUGAGCCAGGACCGGGCCUUUGCCAUCGUCCACCUGCUGACAUCCGUCCAGAGGAACGUCUGCACCAUGGCUAUAUUCUUUACCUUCCCUCUCAGGCUUUUUGGUAUAGAUGAUAACGUGGACGAAGGAGACGAGUCAGAGGGGUCAGAGGUCACAGGGCCAGCACAGGCGUGUCCAUCCUAUGCUGCGACCGCUGCCUUACCAGUCUCUGGUCCCACCACUGCUACCCUCACUGGCUACUCUGAAGAUGGCGGGGCAAAGAAAGGCCAAGUCAUUCCAGAACACGAGUUUGCUGCUGGACCUGUGUGUCUGGACGACGAGAACGAGUUUCCUCCUAUUAAUUGGUGCCGAGACGGGACUGGAGGUGGCCCGGCCAGGCGCUCCUGAGUGGGUAGAAGGACAGACACAGGCACUAGUGGGAUGAACAGCAAAAACAAGUAUUUCAUGGUGCCAAGUUUUUAUCCACUUGAGAGCAAGUACUAUGGAUUAACAUACAAGGUGACAUGGGAAACCAAACACUGACCAAGAAUGACAUUUUAAUUAGUAAUCCAGAGAGAGCCAGGUUCUGGUCCUCAUGUUACGUAAUGCUAAAGAUACACUUCUGAUUUAGUCACAGCACCUAUAGACCUAUAAACUUCCUCUGUACUGUUGAGUUUCAUCUGUAACCUUGGAACUAUAAUCAGGGAGUUUGUGUUCGGGGAGUGUUUCCUGGAAGUAUGAGGUGCAUGCUGGAGCAGAAAUAUAACCACAACUUUCAUAGCUUUUUUACUUGAUGAAUAUAUUUAGUAAGUUGCAUUACUGUAGCACAUUUAUUUUCUCAUUAACACUAUUUUUGUUCACUUCCAUGAUAAAGAAUUUUUUUAAUUUGUAUUCUGUCUUUGACUGCAUUGACAUGUAGUAGAUGUUUCAGUGUACGCCCCCUGGUCAAUUUCAGAAGGUGUGUAUGUGCUGUAUAUUUGUUUGUGCCUAUUAUCAUUUGGAGAAGAGCAAAUUAUUUUAAAGAAUUGCACAAGACCAAAA
Molecule: messenger RNA, 1600 nt
Organism: Notothenia coriiceps (black rockcod)
Lineage: Eukaryota; Metazoa; Chordata; Actinopteri; Perciformes; Nototheniidae
Product: WD repeat domain phosphoinositide-interacting protein 1-like
Exons: 9
Coding region: 74-967 (297 amino acids)
Molecular function (GO): protein binding
Source: RefSeq, a predicted model, not a curated record